Cornus florida is the source of this 402-nucleotide messenger RNA. RefSeq lists its product as uncharacterized. Lineage: Eukaryota; Viridiplantae; Streptophyta; Magnoliopsida; Cornales; Cornaceae. The transcript has a single exon. The coding region runs from base 1 to 402 and encodes 133 amino acids. The record is from RefSeq and is a predicted model, not a curated record.
AUGUUAAGUCAUGCGGCUGCGUUGCAACGUGCAUGUGUCGCUUGUCAAAAAUGCCCGGACACUGCUGAGAUUCUUGAACUCGAACCAGCCGAUUGGCGAAUUCCCUUUAUCCGUUAUCUUCAGCAUGGCCAUCGCCCGGACGAUCCAGCCCUAACUGCCAAACUUAAGCAUCAGGCAUCGCGAUUCCAGCUUUGUGAUGGUCAAUUGUUUCCCCUCUCGCGCGAAGGAGACCUCUUGCGAUGCCUUGCUGGCGCCGAGAUCUACGAGGCACUUCAUCAAGCCCAUUCCCUCGAGCAUCAGGGUGCCUACAAAUUGUUUCAACACUUGAUCCACAAAGGGCUCUAUUGGCCAACGAUGGAGUACGAUGUCAAGACACUUGUUCAACAAUGCAAGCCAUGUUAA